AGCAGUGUUAACUUGACAAAUGGAUUACAUAAAAAAAUUAAAAAUGGCACACACCUCCAGAUGGCCUGCACCAUGGAACCAACAGCAAAGAAGAUCUUUAAAGGAGUUUUAGUAGCUGAACUUGUGGGCAGUUUUAGAGCAUACUUCUUGUUUAAUAAGAUGAACACAAAUCAAGAUUUCAGGCAAACAAUGAGCAAGAAAUUUCCCUUCAUCCUGGAAGUUUACUACAAAUCUGUUGAAAUGUCUAGAAUGUAUGAAAUUAGAGAGCAAGAUCAAGAAAAGUGGAUGAAUAGCAAAAAUUAAGAAAUUAGCUGUUGUUCACUUUACUAGAGAAGAAAUGCAGAGUACUAAGCAAGACUAAAUACCCACAGUGG
Perognathus longimembris pacificus (Pacific pocket mouse) is the source of this 374-nucleotide messenger RNA. RefSeq names its product protein CEBPZOS-like. The coding region runs from base 61 to 303 and encodes 80 amino acids. The transcript has a single exon. The record is from RefSeq and is a predicted model, not a curated record. Lineage: Eukaryota; Metazoa; Chordata; Mammalia; Rodentia; Heteromyidae.